ACAAGACGAUAGCUCACGUGACCAGACAACUUUUUCUCAUGCUUCUUCAGUUCAAACUCAGACAGCACACGAGCAAGGUGCGACAACAUAUGUGCAGCGUUUCUUACAAAAUGGCGAGAAACGAGGGAAAUGUGAAUGUACGUCUUGUGCAAGCUGCCAUACGUGGAUCACUGCGAGACGUUGAAGCGGCAUUGAAAGCUGGUGCAGACAUUGACUUCGAUCUACGAUACAGCGACAAGGCAAGCACUGGCACAGCACUGUUCAUCGCCUGCCAAAGGGGACAUGUCGACAUAGUGAAAUUGCUGCUCCGUGAGGGGGCGUCUGUGGCGAAGAGAUCCGCGCUCUCUCAUGCUCCUCUUCACAUUGCAGCGUUCAACGGAGAGACAGAAGUGGUGGAACUGCUGGUGCAACAUGGAGCAACAUUAGACAUACGGGACAACAGGCAACACACACCGCUCGUUCAUGCAUGUAUCUUCAACCACGUCGACACAGUUCGGCUACUACUUAAACUUGGAGCAAACCCUGACCUGAGAGAGGCCGGAAGCCUCGAUGAAUGUGAAGAAGAGAGUUUGAAGAUAGUAGAAGAGGCGAUGAAGACCAAGCUGUUGAGAUGCUGCAACCCCAAAUGUGGCAAACCAGGCUACAGGAAAACCGGAACCCUGAAGCUGUGUGGCCGGUGUAAGCUGACCCGCUACUGCAGCCGUGACUGUCAGAAACAACACUGGUCUGUCGGACACAAGAAGUGCUGUGGGCAUGACGCGUACACUGGCGAGCGACCCGAUUCCUUCGAAAAUAUCAUGGCGUCGGUCUUCAGUCCAAUUCAAGUCAACGACGGUUGAAAUGACUGAUCAUUCCUUUCGGGAUAUUAUUGAGCACACGAUACCGCUACAACCAUAUCAAAUGUAGUGUAGUACACGCUGCAGUACAAAAAGUAACACGCUACAUGUUACCAAACCUUCAGCAUUCUCACUAAGGGCAUGAUUCUGGUGUGUUUGUACUCUCCAAGCAGAGGUUGGUGGGGAAAAUCAUGACCUUUUCCUAUCAUAUUUUUUUUCGACCGGCCUUCUCCGGUCGAAAAAAAAAUACAAUAGGAAAAGGUCACGAUUUUUCCCAUCAACCUCUGCUUGGAGAGUAGUGUGUUUGUAGAAAACAAUGUUGUCUAAAUUGCCAUGCAAUUUUAUACUAAAUUGUUUGCUUUAUUUUGUGAAUAUUGUUAACACGGUGUCUACAUACGGAGUAAUAUUUUAGAAAGCAAACUCUAGUAUUGCACAUGUAACGUUCAACACGUGUAUGUUUCUCUUGUUGUUGUGUACUUUAAAUGUGAAGUAAGAACUCACUGCAAUAACCUGGGCUCCUAUUUAUUUUGCAAGUUGUUUUUAAUACUCAUUUUGGUCAGCGUAGUACUCCCGCAUUGUUUAUGUUAGUGCUUAUUGUACUUAUGGUAAUUAUAUACAUAAAUGUGAUCACUUUGGUCUCAUAAAUGCAAUGGUUUUUGUCCAUCUA
Molecule: messenger RNA, 1503 nt
Organism: Branchiostoma floridae (Florida lancelet)
Lineage: Eukaryota; Metazoa; Chordata; Leptocardii; Amphioxiformes; Branchiostomatidae
Product: protein fem-1 homolog A-like
Exons: 4
Coding region: 39-839 (266 amino acids)
Molecular function (GO): protein binding
Source: RefSeq, a predicted model, not a curated record